CACGUCACGUAUACAACACAAGUUGUAUAUAAGUUAUAUAUUUUAGUAGUUAUUUUUGUUGUCAUCUACUAAUCUGUUUUGGACAUCAGAGCAAUGGAAGAAGGUCAACGUGUUAACCAAAUCUUAGAAGACCGUGUGGACAUCAGGUCACGUGCAUUCUUUUGAAGUUAAGAUCUUGUGGAGACACAAAGCAUGGCUGAAAAAGUGAUGAUGAAUAAGUAUGACACUGGCUGGACCAGAAGCCAGAGACUAGAAGCUAAGCGAGAGGACAUGACCCAGUUGAUGUCCUGCCAUCGGAGGAUUCAGAGGUGUUUCCAGAAUGUCCUAGAACCACUUUCACACUUCUCACAGACCGAUAUAAACAACAGGAAAACAAGAGACAGAAAUAAAAAUAGUUUAACUCAGAAGAACAACUACAGUCCAGCUUCUUUAUCUGAGUUCUGUCAGCAGUUAAGGAGCAGGAUCACACAGCAGUCACCCCACUGUGCUUGUACAGAGGACCAGGAAGCUCUGUUAACAGUAAUGACAUCCGAGGUAAGUCUGGUGUGGCAGGAUCUGCAAAGGCUCCCUGCUGACCCCACGAUUACCCCAGAAGAAAAUGAGUGGCUGUACAGCUGUACUGUCACUCAGGUGCUUUAUAUCUGUGAGAAGCUGUAUCUACGAUACCUGCACCUGUUGGAAAAUGUGCAGAAACAGGGCAUCUUUAGCCAGCAUGCCAACCGCUGCCGUCUGGCUGCUCAGAUGGCCAAUGACCUUAGCCAGCAUUUGAACAUUCACUUCAUAAGACUCAGAGUUGCAGAGAAACUCAAAACUGCAUGGAGUGCCAGAAAACAUGCACUAAAUCUUUGUGAUAGACAACAAAGUGCACUAAAGGCGGUUGCUUAUCCUCACAUCCUGGACAGCUGCCUACACUUUAUAUCUGGCUACAAAAAAGGCAUGGCAAGCGGACAGCACAAGCAAACAGUUGAGAAAGACCUAAUAGAGAUAGAGGAAAAAAUAGGAGAUUUGGAUCUGGAUCUUGUUUAUGACCUCUGCUGUGAACUAAAGCCGAAAAACAGUAAAACUGACACACAAUGUAUGACUACCAGUGUGCUUGUGAAAGUAGAGGAAGAGAAUGAUCAGCAUUUUCAAAAGCAUAUUACCAGAAUGAAGGGAUGUACUUCCAUGCCAGACCUGAGGAGUAAAACACUGCAGAAGGAGUUUAAGAUGUCACUACUGCCAGCACGGCCUCAGACUCCUUUAGUGCUUCUGUCUACAGAACCAAAGAUUAGCCAGGAGAUGCACAUGAGCCCUGCUGAGGACCUGAGAAGACUGGUACAGGACACAGAUUCUGUGACUGAUUUUGAGACAGCCCUUCCUCCAUUGAUUCAAGCUCUGAACACCACUGGCUCCAGCAAACUUAAACGACUGACAUACAUGCUGCAGAAACUGGAAGAAGAGGAGCAAAUAAAGAAGCAACAGAUUAAAGCAGCUAGGCCAAAGCACCCUGUGGUAACAGGGGUAAAUGUGAGUGUGUUUUCUCAGAGUAUUGCACGAACAGCUGAGACCCGUGUGACAGAUAGGUCCCUUGCUGAGACCAUCAACAUCAGCCAAUACCCACCUGUUUACAAUGACCUUACUGGAGAGAUUAAUCCCAUGUCAGUCAGAGGGUUAGAUCGAAACCUGUUUGCUGGAGCUGAAAUUAAAGAAGUUUACAAGGAACUAUCCAAAAGUAUUUCAGCUGAAUAUUUUCACUUUGAUGAGGAUCCCAUGAUAGAACCAGCUCUAAACAAUACUGAAUUAAUGCCAAGAUUAAAAAAGAAUCUUGAAAAAAAGCUGAUGAACCCUUCACUACGAAUGCUUGAUCCUUACAGCAUGCCUCACAGGAGGAGUAAGAAGAUUCUAGACAAACACAGGAGGCCAAGUGAUGUAAAGUCUCAGGCUUAUGCAGCAUGGCACCAGUGGUGGAAGCUAAACCUGUCAAGUGAUGAUUAUCUUGACUACAUUUCCAACCAGGAGUCAGAUUACCUGUCCGUGGUGUUUCAUCUGUAUGACAGUGACAGUAGUGAUGAGGAAGAUGAGAGAAAAAAUAUGUUGCAAUUAAAGAAAGAGAAUGAAAGAAAGCAGCAGGAGAAGAUUGAUGCACUUAGGAGACAAAAGAGGGAAUAUGUUCCUGGACUGUGGAACAUUGACACAGUGCUGAUGGGGGGUCUGUGGAAGGAACCAGGGCCUUGUGAGGUGGAUGGAGCAGCUGAGGAAAAGGAGCAUGUGAAAGCACUUGAGAACUAUAGUUUGCCUGUACAGGAGUCUGUGGGUAAAGAGCAAAUAGAGACCAGACUGGAGAGAAUCUGGACAACCCUUUGCCUGUCUGAUGCAGAGAGGCUGGACAUGGCUAUCAAAUACAGCUCCAGUACACACAGAGACCAGCUGCUGGAGGCAACAGCGGUGUGGGAGCAGGCUGCUCGGCUGAUCCAGCAAAGGGAGUUACUAGUAUCUCAGCUGGAGGAGUUUGAAACAAUGGCAUCUGAUCCUAACAGGUUUUUCCGACAAGGUCACUUUGGCUCCUCUAUGGUCAGAAUGAAGGAAUCAAGACACAGGGAGAAGCUCCUGUCUAAGAUAGCAGCUCUGGAUGGCAUGCUGACCAAGAGCAUCCAUCAUAUAUCAACUACCUACAAUGAUACUGUCACAUUUAAGGGGCGGCCGUAUGGAGAGAAAAUGCGUUGGGACCGGAUUGAGAUGCUUUACUGGCUGCAGCAGGAAAGACGAGUUCAGGCUAUGCAGACGCUACUGAAAAAGAGAGGAAGAUUGCCUAUUAGACUUCCCCCUCUUAAUCACAGGAACAGAGUCUAUCCAGGUCCCAGCCUGGAGGAGCCUACUCCAUAAACCAGCAGGAGAAACGUUAAACUUUAAGAGGUGCCAUCAAUCAGCCAGCAGAGGUCGUAAUUGCACCAGUCAAAGGAGAGAGACCCCAUCCGGCUUAGUCCCGCCCAUCUGAACAACAGGCCAAUCGUUGCUCAUGUGGCUGCUCAGCCUUAGAUGGCAGGCAGAGUUGGGAUCUCGAAUACAUUGUAUCGAAUCUCACGCUGGUUCCAGCGUGUGUUUUAACCGCUGCGCCAUCUGAGCAGCCGACAAAGUUGAUUUCUGAUGUAUUGUUUUUCUAUUAUAUGAUGUACUUUCAGCUCAUAAAACCUUUAAGAAACAAGAAUGCAGUUUAUUUUGCCAUUUUGGAGUUAAAGCCUUUACAACUAUAAAAAUAAACAAAC
Messenger RNA from Trichomycterus rosablanca, 3242 nucleotides. RefSeq names its product coiled-coil domain containing 87 (gene ccdc87). Lineage: Eukaryota; Metazoa; Chordata; Actinopteri; Siluriformes; Trichomycteridae. The transcript has 21 exons. The coding region runs from base 193 to 2862 and encodes 889 amino acids. The record is from RefSeq and is a predicted model, not a curated record.